Panicum virgatum (switchgrass) is the source of this 3525-nucleotide messenger RNA. Its product is annotated as probable LRR receptor-like serine/threonine-protein kinase At1g67720. Bases 518 to 3307 code for a protein of 929 amino acids. The record is from RefSeq and is a predicted model, not a curated record. NCBI's taxonomy places the organism in Eukaryota, Viridiplantae, Streptophyta, Magnoliopsida, Poales, Poaceae. Gene Ontology annotation, molecular function: ATP binding; protein kinase activity. The transcript has 15 exons. Gene Ontology annotation, biological process: protein phosphorylation.
UGGAGCAGCAAAUGCUGGCACCAAAACUUGAUUAGAUUCCAUCUCAUCUCCAUCAGGACCUGGCUGAGGAAUCCUCCAUCUCGCACGGAAUCGCACCCGCCCAGGCGCCCAGCCCAACCAAACCUUUUCUUCAUUCUUGUGUGUGUGCUGUGUGCACAUGGACUGGACCUUCUCCUCUCGGACAUUCGCUCUCUCCAGUCCCCAGUGCCCGUCCUCUGUCUGUCGCAGGAUUUUUUAUACUAAUCGACCACUUUAUCACUAGUUAACGACAAGCUUACCAUGGAGGUGGAGAGGUAGAAAAGCUGGGUUUCCUCUCCUUGCUGCUCGUCGUGUCCAGUUUCUUUCUGCUGCUGCUCCGGCGGCGGCGGCGCGCAGGAGGCGGCGGCGGCGGGGAGCUGGCCGCGUCGUGCCUCGGGCAGCCCGGUACGCUGCCGUGCUUCGGGCUGGGGAGGAAAAGGAGCCCCCUCCCCUCUCCUCGCUGUGGCCAAGACACAGGAGGAGGCACCUCGCGAGUUUCAUGGCUUCCGCCUUCACCGCCGCGGCUCUCCUCCUCCUCGUCGUCCUCCUCCCACCGUCCGCCGCGCAGCCUGGUUUCAUCAGCUUGGACUGCGGGGGAGCUCGUGAUCACACAGAUGCCAUCGGGAUCCAGUGGACCUCCGACGCCACCUUCGUCUCCGGCGGCCAGACAGCGCAAUUGCUGGUCCAGAACGGCCUGCAGAGCCAGCAGUUCGCCACCGUGCGCUACUUCCCCGCGGACAACAGGAAGUACUGCUACACCAUGAACGUCAGGAACAGGACGCGCUACCUCGUCAGAGCCACCUUCCUCUAUGGCAACUUCGACAACAGCAACGUCUAUCCGAAGUUCGACAUCUCCCUGGGAGCGUCUCCCUGGUCCACCAUUGUCGUAGACGACGCCACCACCCCCGUCGUUGAGGAAGCAAUUAUCUUGGCUGCUGCUCCCACGCUCAGCGUCUGCCUCUCCAAUGCCAGCACGGGACAGCCCUUCAUCUCUACUCUCGAGCUCCGCCAGUUUAACGGUUCGCUCUACUACACCACUGAUGAGACGCGCUUCUUUCUUGCACUGUCUGCAAGGAUAAAUUUUGGAGCAGAAAGCAAUGAUUCAGUCAGAUACCCUGAUGACCCAUUUGAUAGAAUCUGGGAAUCUGAUUCUGUGAGGAGAGCAAAUUACCUUGUUGAUGUUGCUCCAGGGACUGAAAGAAUAUCAACUACAAAGCCCAUAUUUGUCAGUAUCAACGAAGAACCGCCUGAAAAGGUCAUGCAAACAGCAGUAGUUGGCCAGGAUGGGUCCUUGAACUACCGUCUUGAUUUGGAAGGUUUCCCAGCAAAUGCAUGGGGCGUCUCGUAUUUUGCAGAAAUUGAAGAUUUAGCACCAAAUGAAACGAGGAAAUUUAAAUUAGAGGUCCCUGGCAUGCCAGCACUCAGUAAACCGACUGUUGACGUUGAGGAGAAUGCUCAGGGGAAAUACCGUUUGUAUGAACCAGGCUACACGAACUUGUCACUUCCGUUUGUUUUCUCCUUCGGGUUCAGGAAGACAAAUGAUUCUUCAAAGGGGCCUAUUUUGAAUGCCUUGGAGAUUUACAAAUAUGUCCAAAUUACUAUGGGAUCUCAAGAUGCAAGUAUCAUGGCCAGCAUGGUAUCACGAUAUUCAGAAGCAGGCUGGGCCCAAGAGGGUGGCGAUCCUUGCUUACCAGCAUCAUGGUCCUGGGUGCAAUGCAGUUCAGAAGAUGCUCCGAGGGUGUUCUCAAUCACAUUGUCUGGGAAGAACAUUACAGGAAGCAUCCCAGUGGAACUGACAAAGUUAUCAGGGCUGGUUGAGCUAAGGCUUGACGGUAAUUCAUUUUCUGGCCAAAUUCCUGAUUUCAGCGCAUGCCGUAAUUUGCAGUAUAUUCACCUUGAGAACAAUCAGUUGACUGGUGAAUUGCCACCUUCUUUGGGAGACCUGCCUAACUUGAAAGAGCUGUAUGUCCAAAACAACAAGCUGUCUGGACAGGUUCCAAAAUCGCUUUUCAAGAGAAGCAUUAUUUUGAACUUCUCAGGUAACAGUGACCUUCACAUCGUAAACAAAGGCAUUAGCCACACCAUAUUAAUUGUGUGUGUGGUGAUUGGGGCCAUUGUGUUACUGAGUGCUGCUUUUGGAUGUUAUUUCUUUACAUGUAGGAGAAAGAAGAAACCUCAUGAAGACACGGUUGUUAUUGCAGCACCAGCAAAAAAGCUUGGCUCAUAUUUUAGUGAAGUAGCUACAGAAUCAGCACACAGAUUUUCUUUAUCUGAAAUUGAAGUUGCUACUGACAAAUUUGAGAGAAGCAUUGGCUCUGGAGGGUUUGGCAUAGUAUACUACGGAAAGUUGGCUGAUGGGAGAGAGAUAGCAGUAAAACUUCUCACAAAUGACUCCUAUCAGGGCAUCCGAGAAUUCUUGAAUGAGGUCACAUUGCUUUCGAGAAUACAUCAUAGACACCUGGUUACAUUCCUUGGUUACAGUCAGCAAGAUGGCAAGAACAUACUAGUGUACGAGUUCAUGCAUAAUGGGACACUAAAAGAGCACCUUCGUGGAGCUUCUGAGGAAAAAAUAACUAGCUGGCUGAAGCGUCUUGAGAUUGCUGAAGAUGCUGCAAAAGGUAUAGAGUAUCUCCACACAGGAUGCUCCCCAACAAUCAUCCAUAGAGACCUCAAGAGCAGUAACAUUCUCCUUGACAAGAACAUGAGAGCAAAAGUUGCAGACUUUGGGCUAUCAAAACCUGCAGUCGAUGGGUCUCACGUAUCGAGUAUUGUUCGAGGAACAGUGGGAUACCUGGACCCAGAGUACUACAUCUCGCAGCAGCUGACAGAGAAGAGUGACAUCUACAGCUUUGGUGUGAUUUUGCUGGAGCUCAUCUCAGGCCAUGAGCCAAUCUCUAAUGACAACUUUGGGCUCAACUGCCGUAACAUUGUUGCGUGGGCUCGAUCACACAUUGAGGGCGGUAACAUCCAUGCCAUCAUCGAUCAAUCUCUGGACAGAGGCUACGACCUGCAGUCAGUGUGGAAGAUCGCGGAGGUGGCCAUAAUGUGUGUGAAGCCCAAGGGUGCACAGAGGCCUCCCAUCUCUGAGGUGCUCAAGGAGAUCCAGGACGCCAUCGCCAUUGAGCGGGGACCCCAGGAGAUGCAGCGCUCCACCACAAUCCAACAGCAGCUGCUCGUGUCCAGCAGCAACAGGUCCCUGGGCGAUUCCUCGUCGGUGAACAACAACCUGGACCUGGAGAACAAUGGUGCAUCGUUCGACGAGCUGCUCAUGUGCCCAGGUCUCAGAUGAAAUGGCAAGAAACCACACGGGCCGCAAUUUUAUAUGAAGGGGUUGUGAACCUGAGUCCUACAUGUCAGUUUCAUUCGUGUGCUUGCUCGUAGCUGAACACUCCAUGAGCUGAGCUGUGUGUAACUGUGCAAGUAGGUAUUUGUUAUGUACGGGUAGCAAGGAGGAAAUCAAGGGAAAGUUUUUGCUGGCAAUCAUAUCAGUGGAUUGCUGCUGCAUAU